Galendromus occidentalis (western predatory mite) is the source of this 944-nucleotide messenger RNA. RefSeq lists its product as uncharacterized. Bases 1 to 492 code for a protein of 163 amino acids. The record is from RefSeq and is a predicted model, not a curated record. The transcript has 2 exons. Lineage: Eukaryota; Metazoa; Arthropoda; Arachnida; Mesostigmata; Phytoseiidae.
AUGAAAUCCCACAACGUGCAAGUGUUUAUCUGUCUAAUCGUGAUUUGUUGCUUGUCCACUCCUCGAUGUGAAGCUCUCAAACUGAAAAAAAUUAAGAAAGCAGCUCUAGCUGUCAUGAUGAUGAACGCCGCCAAGCCUUCAGAGCCGGCCCCUCCAACGACGGACAUGAUGAUGCAUAUGGACGAAAUGCACAUGCCCAUGAUGAUGCCGAUGCCUAUGCCAAUGCCCAUGAUGAUGCCGAUGUCAGAGCCGAUCAGGGCGGAAGCCCCGAUCAAGCCUGACGACAUGAUGAAGGCUCAGCUCAUGACAAUGAUGACCAUGAUGAUGAUGAACAACAUGAGAAUGAAGGAGCCUCUCGAGAGGGAAAUGUCACCUCCCGCAAUGAUGGCACCUCCCGCAAUGAUGGAGGGAGGAAUGGCUCCAUCCAUGAUGCAAGCACCAUGUCCACACAACAUGCCGCUAAUGUCGCCGAUGUCACCUAUGGCAGCUUAAAGCGCUUCGGAGUCAUGAGACUUCGUGAAUGUUGUUCGUUCUCACGGAAUUCGUUCCACGAAUUUAAUUGGACCCGGAGAGAAUAGUUUCUGUGUAUUUGUACAGUGAUUAAAUUAGUCUUCGUCUGACUCGUCGUCUAACUUCGAGAAAACCACCCAAUGUUGUGGUGGAGGUCCUUUCUCGAUGACUCCGCGGAUGACUUCAUGAAACGCCGAAAAUCUUUGACACAUCAGUGGAGGGGAACGGGGUCCGUCAGUUCAUUGAGAAACUCGUCUGGAAGAGACCAGGUAUCUGCAGGGGAGAACAAGAGCCACCGAUACGAGAUUCCGACAAGAUAGAUGCCUACCAUUUUUCCAUGACACGAGUGGGUGCUAUUCAGAAUGAGGGGGCGUCUCACCUCUGAACGAAUCCGGCGAGUGAGAGCCAAACGACCAAGGAAGCGAUACGGAUGG